AGUCCGCUUUUCAUCCAGUGCUCCACACGCCAGGCAACUUCUGCUGCUGACUGCAACGUGAACCAGACUGAAGGAAGUCACAUCAAAGAUGCAGAGGGGCUUUGGGAUAUUUUGCAUGUCGCUCAUCUUUUGUGCAACUCUUUCCGAGACCAUCGGGCUAGUUGUUGCGGCAAAAGAAAAGCGAGGCUGGACUAUGAACAGCGCUGGCUACUUGUUAGGGCCCCGUCGUAUUGAUCACCUAAUUCAGAUAAAGGAUUCUCCCAGUGCCAGAGGCAGAGACGAGCUGGUCACUCAAUAUGGACUAGAUGGACUACAUGGACACACGAGACUAGGAGACAAGCCGGGUCUGGCUGGGAAGAGGGACAUAGGCCAGGAGGAGGACUUCAGAACAGGCGCCCUGAGAAUAGCAGAUGAAGAAAUUAUCCACACUGUCAUUGACUUCUUGUCAUACCUCAAACUUAAAGAGAUGGGAGCCUUGGACAGCCUGCCUCCUUCUGUCACAUCAGAUGAACUGGCCAAUCCCUAAGGCUUUUGCUUCUCUGUUAUAAUUGUUGUGUUUCAACUCUUCUCUGGACUCCAACUGCCAUAAAUGUAUUGUAGCUCCUAAAUGUUACAAUAUUGUAGCUCCUAGCACACUGGUAGGUUGGUAGAUUUGUUCUGGUACCAUCUGACUGACUGACCCUCAAUAUCAGAUCUUUCUCCUCUUGUGUAAACAAAAUUUUAUAUCCUCUUAAAGCCAGUAGUUGUGUGCUGACUAUAGGUGGAUCUACAGAAUUGGUACUUUUGUAUAAAACAACUCUAUAUUAUCACCAGAAUAUACUAUUAUGUGUUUUCAGAGAAUGGAGUGAAAUAAAAUAAAUGGCACUAGA
Molecule: messenger RNA, 869 nt
Organism: Haplochromis burtoni (Burton's mouthbrooder)
Lineage: Eukaryota; Metazoa; Chordata; Actinopteri; Cichliformes; Cichlidae
Gene: gal
Product: galanin/GMAP prepropeptide
Exons: 7
Coding region: 89-526 (145 amino acids)
Cellular component (GO): extracellular region
Molecular function (GO): hormone activity
Source: RefSeq, a predicted model, not a curated record